AUGGCUCAGGGCCAGAUGAAGAAGAGCAAGGCCACCACUGCCGUGGCGAAACGUGGUUCCAACUCGGCUGCUCGAACGAGGCCUGGACCGCGCCAGGUUGCGCCUAAGAAGGCAUCGCUGGUGAAGCAGGCUAAGCUGAAUAAGAAACUCACGUCCGGCCUCGUGGCGAAAACGGAGCGCAGUCUUGCGCAGAAGGCUGGCCAUCUUGAGAUGCUAGCUGGUGGGAAGAAGGAUAAGAAGAAGAAAUAA
This is a messenger RNA of Penicillium chermesinum, 249 nucleotides long. Its product is annotated as DUF2462 domain-containing protein. The transcript is spliced from 3 exons. NCBI's taxonomy places the organism in Eukaryota, Fungi, Ascomycota, Eurotiomycetes, Eurotiales, Aspergillaceae. Bases 1 to 249 code for a protein of 82 amino acids. The record is from RefSeq and is a predicted model, not a curated record.